Messenger RNA from Amphibalanus amphitrite, 3801 nucleotides. RefSeq lists its product as uncharacterized. Gene Ontology annotation, molecular function: zinc ion binding; nucleic acid binding. Gene Ontology annotation, biological process: DNA integration. The transcript has 3 exons. The record is from RefSeq and is a predicted model, not a curated record. NCBI's taxonomy places the organism in Eukaryota, Metazoa, Arthropoda, Thecostraca, Balanomorpha, Balanidae. The coding region runs from base 1 to 3801 and encodes 1266 amino acids.
AUGGCCGCCGUCGGCAUUCAGGAUUCAAACCGCAAGAGUGCCGUCCUCCUGCAUCUGAUCGGGCCAGACGUCGCCGACAUCGUGGACACCCUGCCGGAGGAGACCGACGCGACGGCGGAGGCCGACGACUACGACAAACUGAAAAAGAAGCUGACAGCGUACCUGUCCCCAGUAAGGAACACCGUGGCAGAGCGUUCCGCGUUCCACCAGAUGCGGAUGGAGGCAUCGGAGGACCUAGAGCACUUUCUGGGGCGCCUCCGUGCCCAAAUCGCGCUGUGCAGCUACCCCGCCACGGAAACGGACACAGAACUGAGGGAUCAGUGCGUGCUGGGCUGCCGAGCGGGUCUCCAAGAGAAGCUUGUCCAGUUGGCGGCCUCUAAGGGGGACAAACUCACACUGGAGGAGGUCCGGCAGGCGGGCCGUGCCCACCGCGACCUCCAGCAGCUCGGCGCCCAGCUGGCUGCCACGCGCGACCAGCAGCAGCAGCAGCAUCGGCCGGCAACAGGCAGGGGGCGCCCUGCCCAGCAGCAGCAGCCGCGGCGGCCGCGCGGCCGGGAGCGCGACGGCGGAACGGCUGACGGAGGCGGCGCCGACGGCAGGCGUCCAGAGACGCGGCGGUGCUUCAAGUGUAACAAGGUCGGACACCUGCGGCACCAGUGCCCUCAGAAGGACGAUACAGACAUGUGGGGCAUCGACUUCGGCUUCGGGAGCAUCAACUCGGUGAACCUGACGCAGGCAGUUACAGUCACCGUGCCGGUCAACGGGGUAAAAAUCAACAUGCUGGUGGACAGCGGCAGCCCCGUAACGGCGGUGGGGCGUGACACGCUCAUCCCCGGUCUGCAGCUGAGGCCCAGCCCACUGCACCUCACCUCAUUCACCGGUCACGUCAUCCCUCUGAUCGGUGAAGGUCAGGUGUCGGUGAGGUUCCGGGGGCGUGAUCACCGUUUGCGACUGGUGGUGGUCGACCUGCCCGGCGAGAGACGGCUGCUGGGCCGCGACUGGAUGUCGGCCCUGAACAUCAGCGCGAGUGGCGAGGCUGCAGUACUGACCGUCGGACCGGGCGGCGUGGCCGCAGAUCUGCAAGCGGUCUGUGAUCGGCACGCGCCGGUGUUCGAUGGCCGCCCGGGGCGGAUCAAAGGGACCAAGGCGCACCUGGUCCUCAAACCCGACGCGCAGCCUGUGUCGAGGCCGGUACGUCUGCCUCCCUACGCGCUCAAACCAGCCGUGGAGCGGGAGCUGGACCGGUGGGUGGAAGCCGGUAUAGCGGAGAAAAUCGGACCGAACGACGCCCUGGGAUGGGGCACUCCGCUGGUGACAGUCCCGCGGGCUGAUGGAGGCAUACGUUUGUGCGGAGACUACCGCCUGACGGUAAAUCCGCAACUGCAGAUGGCCACGCACCCGACGCCAACGCCGGAGGACAUCUUCGCGAACGUCAGAGGACAGCAGUUCUGUAAACUCGAUCUUAAGGACGCGUUCCUACAGCUGGAGCUCGGAGAGGAGUCGCGUGACAUGACGACUGUGGUCACACACCGAGGAAGGUACCGAAUGCUCGCUCUGCCGUUCGGGAUCUCGGCGUGCAGCUCAAUUUUCCAAUCAGCGAUUGAUCAUAUCCUGGAUGGAAUUGACGGCUGCGUGGCGUACCAGGACGAUUUGCUCAUCGUAGGCGCUGACCGGGUGGAGCUGGCGCAGCGGCUCGACCGGGUGCUGGCUCGCCUGGAGCAGCACGGGGUCAAACUGAAGCGAGAAAAGUGCCGCCUGGGACUCGAUGAAGUGCAGUAUCUCGGCUGGUGUAUAUCGGCGAACGGACUGCGGCCGGUGAAGGACAAGGUCCAAGCCGUGCUGGACAUGCCGGACCCCAAGGACGUCAAGGCGCUGCGCAGCAUCCUGGGUAGUAUCACCUACUAUCAGCGGCUGCUACCCAACCUGUCGACGCUGCUGGCGCCGCUCUACCGCCUGCUGCAGAAAGGGGUGCCGUGGGAAUGGAGCAGCGAAUGUCGACACGCGCUGACUCAGGUCAGACAGCUCCUGGCAGGAGACACGGUACUCAAGCGGUACGAGCCGGAGGCGCCGCUCAAGCCGGUAACGGACAGCAGCGAGGUCGGAGUGGGAGCAGUACUGACACAGCCCGACGGCGAAGGACUGGAGCGCCCAAUAAUGUACGCCUCCCGCACACUCACCGGCACCGAGAGGAAGUACCCGAUGGUGGAAAAGGAGGCUCUGGCAGUGUCAUUCGCCGUCAAACGGUUCGGGCAGUUCCUCUAUGGCCGACGAUGGACUCUCGUCACGGAUAACAGAGCGCUGUCGCGUAUCCUCUGUCCCGAACGCGAGCUGCCGACCCUCGCUGCGGCGAGACUACAGAGGUACGCACUGCAGCUCGCAGCCUUCACGUACGACGUCGAGCUGAGACCCUCGGAGAACAUGCAUCUGGCUGACAGCCUGUCCCGCAUGGCGGUGCCGGGGCGCCCGCUACGUCCAUCAGAAGACAUGCACCUGGCGGACAGUCUGUCUCGUAUGGCAGUGCCAGGCGGAGAGGUCGAGCCAGCGGACGCUGAGGACGACACCAGCGGCGGCUCGUAUCUGCUGUUCAUGGACGGUGUAGCUCCAGUUCUGACGGCCAAACAACUCGCGGCGGCGACACGCCGCGAUCGGGUACUGUCGCGCGUCCUGACGUACGUGCACAGUGGGUGGCCCGGACAGGUGGAGCAGGAGCUGGCCCCGUUCCGUCAGAGGCGGGAUGAGCUCUCCACGGACCUGGGAUGUCUGCUCUGGGGUGGCAGGACGGUGGUUCCCCACUGCCUUCGGCAACAGGUGCUGGCAGAGCUGCACCAAGGUCACCUGGGCAGCGCCAAAAUGAAAGGUGUGGCGCGCCGAUACGUAUGGUGGCCGGGCAUGGACGCCGAGCUGGAGGCCCUGGCGCGUGACUGCGCGGCUUGCAUGGAAAAGCGCGGGGCACCACCGCGUGCUGAACUUCACCCUUGGGAACCGACGGACAGCUGCUGGUUCAGGGUUCACAUCGACUUCGCUGGACCUUUCCAGGGCUCUUUCUUUCUGAUAGUGUAUGACAGCUACUCGCGCUGGGUGGAGGCAGUGCCGAUGCGUGAGACCAGCACGGAAAGCACUGUGCGUGUUCUGCGCGAAAUGUUCGCCAGGUUUGGAUUGCCGGUCCAGGUGGUCAGCGACAAUGGACCCCAGCUGACCGCCACUGCGUUCUCCCAGUUCCUGAACUCGAAUGGGAUUCGGCACAUCAGGACAGCGCCGUGGCAUCCAAGUAGCAACGGGGCGGCGGAGCGCGCAGUGCAAACCGUAAAGAAUGGCUUGAAAGCUGCACUCAAGGACGGAGGAACGCUUUCUCAGCGCCUACAGCGGUUCUUGCUGGCAUACCGGGUGGCGCCACACGCGACCACGGGGAGGUCUCCAGCGGAAAUGAUGCUGGGACGGAACGUGCGAACCAACCUGGACCUCCUAAAGCCGGAUGUGGACGUGCGGCAGCGCGAGGAAAAACUUCGCCAGUGGCAGGCCGGUAGGCCAGGUCACAACAGGCAGUUCUCGAUCGGAGACCACGUCUGGACACGGGCCUACGGUGGACCGUCCAAGUGGCGGCGGGGCGUCAUCACCGCCCGGACGGGCCCGCUGUCGUUCGAAGUGGACGUGGGGAGCGCGAUCUGGUCGCGGCACGCCGACCAGCUGCGUCUGGCGGGCACCCAACAGGCUGCUGCAGCGUCCGAUGGCGCGGAGGAAAUCAGCCGGCAGCCGACGGUGGCAGCACCGAACCCGCUGGCCAACGCCCCGGCGCCCGACUGA